CAUUCUCUCAAUAUAAUUAACCACCACGUCCGCCUCUCUUUCAUUUUUCUCCAGCGUUAACUCUUGGAAAUACCAGGCACCUGCGCAUUCUUCCAAUUCAAAAUCCUUCGCUCCGCCUCCAGUGAUACGGAUCGGGUCUCAGUCUUGGCGCAUUGAAGAAAAAACAUAAUUUUGUAUUUUGUUAAUAUCUCAAAAUGCCGAAAGAUAGAAGGGUGAAUUCCUCAUCUUUUGAUCGGGCUAGGGUAUCUCCUUAUGCUGGCAGCUCGAAGAUUUGUGAUCCGACGAAGUCAGAUAGAUAUUUGCCUCGUGUUGGAGAUGAAGCCGAAUGGGAAGAAGCUAGAUGCCCCAUUUGUAUGGACCACCCACACAAUGCUGUCCUGUUACUAUGUUCCUCCCAUGAUAAAGGAUGUCGACCAUACAUGUGUGACACAAGUUCCAGACAUUCAAAUUGCCUUGAUCAGUUUCGCAAGUCAUCUAGUGCAUCAUCACCUGCUCCAUUUGCUACUCCACGAGAAGAUGUCUCGGCACCACGGGUGGCAACUCGCAGACACAGAGGGGAACAACCGUUAUCUAGGCCAAUCAAUUCCCUUGAGGGAGAGAAACCUGUGUUUGUCUGCCCCCUUUGCCGGGGAAAGAUCACUGGAUGGCUUUCUGUGGAGUGUGCACGGAGGUUCAUGAACUCCAAACUGAGGAGCUGCUCUUCAGAAAAUUGUAACUUCAGUGGAAAUUAUUCUGAGCUAAGAAAGCAUGCCAGGCUUGAGCACCCUUCUGAUCGACCAGCUGAGGCCGACACCCAGCGGCAAUCUGAGUGGAUGAGGUUGGAGCGACAAAGAGAUCUUGAGGAUGCACUUAGUGCAUACCUGCCAGAUCUUGACUUUGACUUGGGUGACUUGGACGAAUUGCCUAGCUUUGAUGAAUGGGAUGGAGAUGGUCUGUGGAAUGAUCGAAAUUUUUUUGACUUCGUAGGUGGACUUACAGAGGACGGGGAUGAACCGAGUGAAGACAACAAUAUAUUUACUGAUCUAGAGGUUGAGUUUUCUUUCUCUUUCCUUGAGUAUCUAUCUUAUCCUGAGAUAGAAGCAACAGAUUCUGGUACUUCAAUAAGUAACGACAGAGUACGUAACAGGAGACAGAUUAAUUCUAGGUCAAGUUAUCCCACUGAAAACAGCUUAACAGGUUCAAGGCCUAGAUCAAAUCAUCAUAGGGAAAAUGUGCCCCCAAGUUUAAGAUCGAGUUAUUAUGAAGGAAAUACCCCGGCAAGUUCGAGGCCAACUUACCUUGGUAGAUACGCACCAACAAGGGCAAGGUCAAGGUCAGGUUAUCAUAGGGCGAACAGAUCCCCUGUGAGGUCGAGUACGUCAGGGAGGCAAAUGCCUGGCUCUUCACAAUGGCACCAAUCAAGUCGGAGAUCCUGAGGAUCGCGAAUCUAGUUUGUUUUACUGUGCUUCUUUUACUGUUUGAUGGGUCUCUAGCUGUAGUUUACAUUUCCUGUUUUGAACUCUUAAAAGCUUUCCCUAUGAUUUAGUUUUCGGUCAUAAUUCAUGCGGUCACACUUGUACGAGUUUGUAAAGAAGUUCUCUAUUUAUCAGUUGUGA
Messenger RNA from Olea europaea var. sylvestris, 1595 nucleotides. RefSeq lists its product as uncharacterized. Lineage: Eukaryota; Viridiplantae; Streptophyta; Magnoliopsida; Lamiales; Oleaceae. The coding region runs from base 195 to 1415 and encodes 406 amino acids. The record is from RefSeq and is a predicted model, not a curated record. The transcript has 2 exons.